Molecule: messenger RNA, 939 nt
Organism: Paramecium tetraurelia
Lineage: Eukaryota; Ciliophora; Oligohymenophorea; Peniculida; Parameciidae
Exons: 5
Biological process (GO): purine nucleoside catabolic process
Cellular component (GO): cytosol
Molecular function (GO): purine nucleosidase activity
Source: RefSeq, a predicted model, not a curated record
AUGUUAUUAAUUUUCUUGAUUCCAUGUGUUCUCUCUGUAUAGAAGAACUUAGAAAAAGUGUGGAUUGAUACAGAUUCUGGAGAUGCUCAGGCAUUGGCAAUUCUGUAUGCAGCCUUCAACUUCAAUGUAUUAGGAAUUUCAACUAUUUACGGAAAGACAUCAGCUGAAAAAGCAGGAGAAAAUGUUCUGAAGUUAACUACAAAUAUCUAAAUGCCAUAUCACAUUCCAGUCAUACAAGGAUUAGAUCUUCCAUACAAUAAUCAUUCAUGUGUGACUUCACAUGGGGAUGGAAUGUACCAAGCCAGUAUAUUUCCUGACCAUCAAAUCCCUAUAUUUAGUCAAGAUUUAACUAAGGAGCUUAAUAUUUAAACUGAAUAUCGAAGCAAGAAUUCAACUUUUACACUUCUGUUGUUAGGAGCAGCUACUAAUUUUGCAAAAUUACUUUAGAGAUUCCCUGAAAGAAUAAAGUCAAUAGGAAGAGUCAUAAUUGUUGGUGGGGACACAGAUGGAUGUGAUCCAAAUUAUAAUUGUGAUCCAGAAGCUUUACAAAUCCUUCUGGAAAUUCUUUAAGCCAACAACAUACAUAUCACAUUCAUUCCUAAAGCAGAAUAAGAAAUUCCACAAAAAUAUCUAGAUGCUUUAAGAUAAUAUGAUAAGAAAUUAAGCAAUUGGGCUCUUGGCAUGAUAGAGUAAAGUAAUUUCUCUAUGCAUAAAUUGUUGGGAGUAUAUUUCCUAUCUAAUAGGGAUUAAUUUAAAAUUGAAAAAUACGGAGUGGAAAUAGAAGAGAAUAGUAAUUGUAAGGGAUAUGUUAAUUUCUUUGAAACAUCAUUGCCAAAUCAAGUAGAAGUGGUGACAUAAAUUACAUUGGAUAAAUUUUUCAAUAAUUUACUUUAAAGCAUAGGUAAAGCUGCAAGAGGAGCUUUGAUGAAGGAUGAAUGA